Molecule: messenger RNA, 6888 nt
Organism: Siniperca chuatsi (mandarin fish)
Lineage: Eukaryota; Metazoa; Chordata; Actinopteri; Centrarchiformes; Sinipercidae
Product: gap junction alpha-10 protein-like
Exons: 3
Coding region: 227-1702 (491 amino acids)
Biological process (GO): cell communication
Cellular component (GO): connexin complex
Source: RefSeq, a predicted model, not a curated record
CACAAAUACACAGAAAGACAAAGACAGAGGAGAGCAGAGGGAUGUGGACUGGAGUUUGGGACUGGCACAAGAGGACCACCAAACACCUCCAUGGGGUAGCCAUACAGAUGCAGUCAAUUCCUAGGAUGCUUAUAUAAACACAAUGAAGUGCAUCAAGAGGCAAAGAAGAAACCCAUACCAGUGAUAUUUUGAGGACAUGUGGCAGUGAAGUGGUGAGAAGCUGACCAUGGGUGACUGGAACCUGCUGGGCAGCAUCCUAGAAGAGGUCCACAUUCAUUCCACCAUUGUGGGCAAGAUCUGGCUUACCAUACUCUUCAUCUUCCGCAUGCUGAUCCUGGGUGCAGCCACUGAGGAUGUAUGGGACGACGAGCAGUCCGAGUUUGUCUGCAACACUGACCAGCCCGGCUGCAAGACGGUUUGUUACGAUCGUGCCUUUCCAAUCUCCCUCAUUCGCUUCUGGGUCCUGCAGGUCAUCUUUGUCUCUGCUCCCUCACUGGUCUACAUGGGCCAUGCCCUCUACUGCAUCAGAGCACUGGAGAAGGAGCGCCACCGCAGACGAGCCCAGCUGAAGGAGGAGCUGGAUGAGACUGAGUUGGCGUUGGGCGAACAUAAGCGCAUGGAGAGGGAGCUGAGGAGGCUGGACGAGCAGAGGAAGGUGAAAAAGGCUCCUCUCAGAGGCUCUUUGUUGAGAACCUACAUCAUCCAUAUCCUUACACGGUCUGUGGUGGAGGUCUGCUUCAUCCUGGGCCAGUAUAUACUCUAUGGUGUCCAACUGGAGCCACUCUAUAAGUGUGAGAGGCUGCCUUGCCCCAACAGUGUAGACUGUUACAUCUCCAGGCCCACAGAGAAGACCAUCUUCAUGGUCUUCAUGAUUGCCAUUGCUGGUGUGUCACUUUUCCUCAACAUUUUGGAAAUAUCCCACCUGGGCAUCAGGAAAAUCAAACAGACACUUUAUGGUGAGAGGUACACGGAAGAUGACAGUUUGAUUUACAAGUCCAAGAAGAAGGCAUCCAUACCACACCUCUGUGUAAUGAGCAAUGUAUCACCUCACAACGGGCCUUUGACUCAGACCUUCAAAGUGAUUCCAGAGGCGGACAUGAAGCCACCUCAUUACAACACUGGGCUCAAAGCCAACCAGGACGCAACGAGACACAACAGCUUGGCUCAUCUGGGACACAGUCAGACCAGCUAUAUCUGCCCCCAACCUAGGAUGCCACCAAGGUUUGGCCAGAACUGUGCAAUCCAAGCUCCCCAAACCCAUGAAGGUCCAGAGGUCCACACAGCCAUUGUGGACCACCAUCCAGCCUGGGCUUCUGCUGCGUCCAAUAUGGAGGGAAGUACAACAAGCCAUCAUGAGAAUGCCCAUGACGGAGAACACCCUCACCCCAGCCAUUUGGAAGCUCUGCUGUCCACUAGCACCUUAAGGCCCAGCACUAACAGAGACCUGGAUGAGGACGAGCGAAGGGAGUCAAUGGCGAGUGAGGUCCUGAUCCCUAACCCCAGGAAGACCAGCUUCAUGAUCAGGCUACCAUCUGAGAGCUUGUCCUCCAUCAGUGGCUCCACAAGCCCUUCCUUACAUACGUCAGAGGAGUCGGAUGAACUGGGCUCCCUGCAGGGAGACAUGCCCAUGAUGCCGCCUGCCGGAGGCCGUAGAAUGUCAAUGAGCAUGUUUCUGGAUAUCUCCUCUAUAAUGAAGAAGUGAAGCGACCAGGCUGACAUCAUGUCCAUAGGAGCUGUGUUCCACAGCCCAGCUGGGUCACAAACAGGGGAGAAAUUGUAUCAAUGAUCCAGCCAUCAACAUUGAUCCACCGCUCAAGUCACAUGGGGCCAAAACCAGUCGAACAGUCAGGCCAUGAUGAGGCAGCGGACGCUGUGCCAAAGCCCAGUAUGUUUUGGAUUUGAAGCACCUUAGAACACCUACAUGUGGAUACUAACAGGAAAGGAUUGACUCUUUUUAAAAAAUAUAGACAUCUUUCCAUGUGUUGGCUGAUUUUUUAAGAUUGUGCAGAAACAACACAACGGAUUAUGGAGCAAACUCCUCCUGUUUGCGUCUGUAAAAUGGACUUUAUAAGUUUAAAAUUUUCAACUUUUUCUAAAUUGAAGACUUGAGUAGAAUCUGUGUGUAUCUGUGUAUAGUAAUUUAUAUACAGUAAUUUCAUGAGAAAUGAUGAUACUUUAUAUUAUAUUCAAAUUAAAUGCUUCUUAACAAAACAGCAAUCAUUUUGUCAACAUAUAUUUAAUCAAAAUCAUCCACACACCAACACCACACCAUAGAAUUCUCAUGCUUUUUGCUUUAAUUCUCAACAAAAAUUGCCUAGACAAAAUGGUGUUUUUUUUCUUUUUCAUAUCAAAUAAACAAAACAUAACAUGUUGUACAAUAUUUACAAAAAAUAAACAAAACACAGGUCAUUUGAACAUUCAAAGAUAAAAAAAGGAAAUCAAAAAUGCUGAAUCUGCAUAUAACAGUCAUGUUGCAGGUACUCAAAAAAAGGACACGUAAAAAAUGGCUCACCAAAAUCUACAAAUACAAUGAAGAAACCACUGUAAAAUUUAGAAACAACUCCACAGAAACUAUCUACAUGUCUAUCGUACAGUUCUUACCCAUAAGAAGAGGUAUGCUGAAUCAUCCAGGUAGAUAAGUGCUUAGAAUCUGUUCAACUAAGAUUUAAAAAAUCUCGAAAAUCACAAUGUGAGAUUCAAGUUGCCCCGAUUAACACAUUCUGUAAACACAUUGGAUUAAAUAAGUACUUCCUUUACUCUGCCACCAUGUACUGUAAUUGCAACUUGAAGGCAACUGAUUCCAAAAUACUAACUUCCAUAAGGGAAAAUGCUUCCCUGAUAACCACUGCUCAAGGAUUAAACAAUAACUGCUGUGCCUAGGUUAGCAUUGUAUUCAGAGGUGGUCAAACAUCCUAUGAAGAAAAAUGUAAUGUUAUAGCUAUUCAAUUGACUAUUUAGAGUAGUAGUUUGUUGUCGCAAGUAGUCCCAAGUUUGUUGGCAUGAGUAAUCUGAUGUCAUGUUAAAAUGACAGCAUACUGUGUACACCAGUGGUUCUCAAUCACGUACUACAGUGGCCCAAGAGUCUGCAGGUUUUCCUCCAAUCUAUGGAUGAACACGCCUUCAACAUGGUCAGAGGAUCACCUGCUGAUUUGAAAACAUGCAGACUCUUGGCGCUCCAUGCCCACACAUGGCUAAGAACAACUGUUAGAAACAAAACAUGAAAUUAACCAUACACAUUACUUUCAAAAUGCAAUUAAAGGGCCGUACCUGUUUGCAGUACUUACAUUACUGCUGCUGAACAUUUUCCAAAUUGUCGUUUUUUGAAUGUCGUCCAGCUAUUGCUUUUCAUUUCUUUCAGUACAGUUUAAUAAUGAAUUAGCAGAGCCUUGAAACUUGCUUGUGUUAGCUAAUCUGUCACAGCAAACAUCAAGUUUUUUUUGUGGCAUGGUGAUGCAGUUGUUAGUGUAGAUUGAUCUGAAAAGGACACAUUGCAUUACCAUACAACAAUAAUGUAACUCUGGCAACAUUAAAAGAAUGUGAUGGAUUACCUACAGUACUUCUAAGUUUCAAGUCUCCACGAGUUGAACUGAAACCACAUCAGAACAUAAUUCAGAGAUCUAGUGUGCUUUAAAGAAUGGUUGGCAGAAAUAAAAAGUAUAUGGAAUUUGAAGUCAGUGGGCUAAUACAAAAAAGAUACCAUUGGUAUAUUAUUCUAUUAUCACCAUUUUAAAUUCAAAAUUGCACUGGUAUUACAGAUGCUGCAGAACCAGUCAACAAAUACUGCUAGACACUGAUACAGUUGCUGUUGUAUGUAUAUGGAAGAGGAUUAGAGCCACUGAGUUCUGAGAAUAAUGUCAGAAAUCUAACAAAUAACUCAUAAUUUCAAUAUUAAUGUCAGACUUUUGUUCCUGAAUUUAACUUCCUCUAACUCCUGACUUUUUCCCUUAAAAUGAUGACAAGUGACUAUUCUUCAAAAUUCUGCAUAUUUUGCUCUAAUCAUGUUCCAUACAUGAGGAAUAUUGUGCAGUGUCCAUGUUGUACCCUGACUCCUCAGAGUUGGACUUCUGUAAAAUGCAACCAACCAACCAACCAUCUUGAAAUACUGGAUUUUUCUCAAAAAAGGGAUAAUUAAACACUACAAAAUGAUUUGAUGCCUCAUUUUGAUGUUUACUUAAGUGUAGCAGUUUUCUUGAGCUCAAUUACAGAAAUGCAACUGAUUAAUUACAUCAAGUACAUUUUUAUCUUUAAAAGUCCUCUAGUAUGGUAUAUUUCUUGGUGACACUUACAAGAGCAUUGUCCAUAUGGAGACGCCAGUGGUCAAUAUUAAAUAAAUAAAUAAUAUAAGAAAUGUAAGAAAUAAUCAUAUGAAUAAAAACACAAACAAUGUAUUGUAGCCAAGAAAUUGUAAAAUAAUCCAAUCAAUUUUAAAAACUUUGCUGAUUAUUGUGAAAUGUUAUUUCUUUUCACAAUUUAUUACAUUUUUUUCAUUCCAGCAGUUUUUAUUUAGAAAUGUUUUUUUUUUAAUUUCAUUCAAUGUUUUAAAAAUCUGUGUAAUUAUUUCACAGUUUCAUGUUUAUAUUACAUCUUUUGUCUGUAUAUAUUGAUAUGAUUAUUUAUUUAAUUUAUUUAAUACUGAACACUUUGAGUCUCCAUAUUUCCAGAUGUCCUUUGCUGAUUUCACUAUUUGUCACAAAAGGGAGCUUUAUGAAUAGUGAAACAAAAAGGUAUACUGUUUGUCUUUCCCUUUUGAGGCUUCAUACGGCAGGGGUCAGAAGGGGCCAACAUCCACGAUUUAUGACACUGUUGCACCGCAGUUUCUUAAAGCUGCAGUCUAGUUUCAACUGAAUAAAAUCAUUUGUUCCCUUACUGGAUAGUUUGGCCUCUGUAACCUCUAAGGCAAGAAAAUGUAGCUGCACUUGUAAGAGCUUUUUCAGCUUUUCAUAUGAAUUCUCAGGUCUUAUUUAUAUCUUUACAAAACAAAAAGAACAGGCAAUACACAACAUUGUAAACAUACUCACACCCCUUUAAGUUAAAAUUUUACAACUUAAGUAAGUACAUGUGUGACUUGAAAAUGAAGACUUAUUUUUCAGGAAAUUGUCAAUAAUAAAAAAUACAACCAUUAACAAAUCAAUUCUAAGAAAGGUUAGCGACCUACAUUUCAUACACAUCUAUGCAAUUUCCUCUACACCCAACCCCAACAAGUUCAAAUAAAUAAAUUAACAAGUUCACAUUAAGGAUUUAAAGUAUAUGAAAACCAGCUGAGCAGUGUUCUUCAAUGUAUUCUGAGCAUUUAGUACACAAACUUAUCAUUGGCUAACAGUGUCCUGUGGUGAUAUCAUGGGUGGGAUCAGUUUACUGUCCUUUCAAUAACAUGAGCUGAUUUGUUUUUAUUUUUUAAUUUGAGCUCAUUGUAGUCUGUCAAAGCUAGCAUGGUCUAGCUGACAUUAUUAUACUGAUCCACAUGGUUUUAAUUUCAUAAUUCAAAUAUUCCACGUCUUUUCAAAGCAAGUAGUUUUACAUUCACAAAUCAGAGUGAAAUAGCAGCCCUUUAUUUGAAGGGUUAUUAACCAAUUUCUGAAAAAUCAAGCACAAUGCCAAUUGCUAUUUCAAAUUCUAGUUUGACCUUCCUGGGCUAAACGUGACUUCAACCUAACCCUAGUGGACAAAAAAAGCCCAAACACAUCCAGUAUUCAGAUGUCAUGGACAUGCUCCACCAUCAAGCUGACAAUGCAGCAGCAGAGUGUUGGGCAGCAACAAAGCAGACGACAGCAGCACUCACCCCUGCCACGUGCCUCACCAUCGACUUUUCAACAGCAGAUGGAUUUGGCAUCUCCCUAAAUCAAUAAUGCGCCAGUUUGUUUGGAGCUUUGAACUUCAUAGCAUACACUAUCAGGGAUACUGAUUUGUAAGUAGAAAUUGAUCACUUUGCUUUGUGUUUGAACAAAUUCACAUAUGAUGUGUGAAUUUGAAAACAUACUGUACCGAAUCAUUUUAGUAGGUAUGUACAAUACUAGAACAGUGCAGCUAAAUACAUGAUUACUAUAAGUACAAACACCAAAUUCUUUCUACUUAUAAGACAAUAAAUAAAUGAGUCAAAAAGAGCACUUAUGAUUUGUUUAAGCUGUUGUUUAAAUGACCACACCAGUGUGUUUUAAUUUUAACUCAUUUAACAUGUAUACUUUUAAUUACUACCAUCCAUUUUCCAAAACAUAACAUAGUGUUUUAGAUUGUUGAGUAUGUUUUUUCUACCUUUCUGGCAGCUAUUGGUUUCCAUUCAUUUCACUAAUAUAGUAAUAUAUAAUAUAUAAAUUAACUAGGAGAGUUGCUUGUGAUUAGAAAUCCAUCACAGUGAACAUUAUGUCUGUUGUUAUUUUGUUUUGUUUCAUUAAUUUGCCAUUUUAUUUUCUUUGUCCUAAUGUGUAGACUUUAUAACAAUUUCAGGUAACACUUUAUUGCUGCUGUAAUUCCUAUAUAAUAAAUAUGAAAUAAAAAUAUUAUUUCCAAAGAAGUUUCCAUGUAAUUUGGUACUACCUACCGUAUAAGGAAAUAGAGAUAAAGUUCUAAGACAGUGCACAUAGUAAAUACCCAGCCAUUUAUUAGAUUUUUUUUAGAAAGAACCAGGAAAUUAUGUAAUAGUAAUAUAGGACGGUGUAGUCCCUCAUUCGUCCAGGAAUGUUCCAUCGUAGAAAAGGUUUCAGUCGUAGUCAUCUGGACGCUGUUUUCAGAAUCAAGACGUUUCGGCUCUUUUCAUGUUUCAAACCUCUUCUCAGUAGAGAGAAGAGUUGGUUUGAAAGAGGUGUCAAAGAAGCCAUAACAAUCAUAUGCUAAUCAGGUACUUAACAGUGAUGAGGGAGGUGCAAUAAAAACAAUAGGCCUGAUUACUGAUUA